Molecule: messenger RNA, 1234 nt
Organism: Cricetulus griseus (Chinese hamster)
Lineage: Eukaryota; Metazoa; Chordata; Mammalia; Rodentia; Cricetidae
Source: RefSeq, a predicted model, not a curated record
GAAGGCCGGAGCCGGUGUGGGUGUCUCGCGGCAUCGCUCCCCUCGCUCGCUCCGCCCCGGCGCUUGUGGUUCCGCCUGCCCGCCUGUGGCUCAGCGUGCCGGGCCUGCUCUCCGCUGCCUCCCCGGAUCUCUUAGUCUGAACCCGGGUGCGUUUGCACUGCUAGAGGCACACUAAAAAAAAAAAAUCCCUCUAAGAAUGAAAUAUGACUGAUGACUCUCAGAGAAACUUUCGCUCAGUCUACUAUGAGAAAGUUGGGUUUCGUGGAGUUGAAGAAAAGAAAUCACUGGAAAUCCUCCUGAAAGAUGACCCUUUGGACAUUGAGAAGCUUUGCACCUUCAGCCAGAGGUUCCCUCUCCCAUCCAUGUACCGUGCAUUGGUAUGGAAGGUGCUUCUAGGGAUUUUGCCUCCACACCAUGACUCUCACGCCCAGGUGAUGGCCUAUCGCAAAGAUCAGUACUCUGACGUCCUUCAUGCCCUGACAGUAGUCCGCUUCAUCAGUGACGCCACCCCUCAGGUUGAAGUGUAUCUUCGCAUGUAUCAGCUUGAGUCUGGGAAGUUGCCUCGAAGCCCCUCUUUUCCGAUGGAGCCGGAGGAUGAAGUCUUUCUUGCCAUCGCCAAAGCCAUGGAAGAGAUGGUGGAGGAUAGCAUUGACUGUUACUGGCUCACCCGGUGCUUCGUGAAGCAGUUGCAUAGCAAGUUCCGGGAUUCCUUACCUCAGCUGCCCAAGGCUUUCGAACAGUACUUGAAUCUGGAAGAUAGUAGGCUGCUGAGUCACCUGAAGACAUGUUCUGCGGUGUCCAAACUUCCUUAUGAUCUCUGGUUUAAAAGGUGCUUCGCGGGAUGCCUGCCUGAGUCCAGUUUACAGAGGGUCUGGGAUAAAGUUGUCAGUGGAUCCUGUAAGAUCCUAGUGUUUGUAGCUGUAGAAAUAUUAUUAACCUUUAAAAUAAAAGUCAUGGCAUUGAACAGUGUGGAGAAGAUAACAGAGUUCCUGGAAAACAUUCCUCAGGACAGCUCAGACGCUAUUGUGAGCAAGGCCAUCGACUUGUGGCACAAACACUGUGGGACACCUGCCCAUUCAGCCUGACAACUUGUGACUUCGUGGACAGUCUGCAGGCACUCCCUGAGCACUCUGUCCAUGUCACUUGGUCACUAACUGUUUAGAAAUGGGAAUCUUGCUGUGGUGCUCAAAGUGCAACCCCCCACCCCACUCAGUAAAAUAAUUCAAUCACAGUG